AUUAUCACAGCCCUACAGACCCAUCACAAAAAGCCAUCGCACUGGAUCACAUCCUUCAAAAUUACAAGGAAAGUGAAUGAAGGUUGUCUGUUGGUAAACAUUUCAGUUUCAUUUGGAACUGUUUAAAAACGAGACGAGUUCUGUGUUUGUAGUUAAAUGCUGUUUAAUCCCUGGUUUACAAAUGUAUGGUUCAUACACGGAAGAUUUUUCUCAGCCAGAAACUAACAUGGCAGAAUCCGCGAUUGUUUUUGAUGAAUAUGACACAGUUUCUGAAGAUGAUGUUGACAACCACGGCUUUGGUCCCAUACCUGAAAAACGGCAGAAAAGAGCAGCUUUUGUGUCUGUUGGCCUGUCGUUUAUCAUAAUGGUUGUUCUGCUCGGAACAUUUACGAAACAAACAGAGAAAUUAUUCGCUUUCGAAGGAAACACAUCAUUGCUUCAGAAGGAUGAGAUGUUCUGCAAAAAGGACACACGACACGUUCAUGUUGGUAUCUUUAUUUGGUCCUUAAAUCUUGUUGGGAUCGUCUUGGGAGAGUUUAUGAAUCGAUUGUGUCUCGUGUUUGAAGAGUAUUUUCAUUUAUAUACACGGUAUAAUGGAAGCAAGAUGAGAAUGUUUUCUGCCUGCUUCAGUGAUAUAUCAUUUAGAGCAGUUUUCUUUGCUACGAUUGUCGCUUUCAUUAUCAUUUGUUCAACGCUGCUCUCUCAAGGAACAGGAUAUUUCAAGUUUGAAUAUAUUGAAAUUAUUCUCAGUGGCGUCGGAAGCAGUACUCUGGUUUUGUAUCUUCUCAGCAUGGAUACCUUGUCACGCGUCCAGAUAUCCUCCCUGAUGGAGAAUAACAAUAGACUUGUCGCGAAUGGCUUAGCAUGGUCCUAUUACUUCGGUUACCUAAGGUUAAUCCUGCCCAGCCUGGGAAGGAGAAUAUCAGAAUCGAAAUGGGCUGGUAUUUUGUCUUCCAGGAAAUUGUUUAUCAUGAUGCCUCGUGACUGUUGGGCGUAUGGAAAGCUUUCAGACGAGGCUAAAGAUGAUAAAAUUGAAUGUCUUGCAGAUGGAGUUAUCGAAAUUAAUGUUUCAAGAGCGGGGAUUGCAAAUAGAUCGUACCGUAACAACAUUUACAGGGUAAAAAUCGAUGAAUCUGAUUCUCCCUUGUAUGUCCUUGCUGAGUAUGCCACACCGCUCUGCUCCAUGCAUGACAUGAGUCAUUCAGCCGAGGCAAACCUGACCGUUGAAGACCGCGAUGAGCAAGCCAAGCUGUUUGUGCGCACGCUCGAAGCUAUCUUAAGAAAUCCAGCCGAUCCCGAAGCCAGAGAUAUGUGUGUUUUGGUUCCGUAUGCAAGAGGAAGGGGCGUGGAUGUUUCCAGAAUCCUAGCUGAUGCCGUCUUGCAAGAUAUGAAUGGAAACACUUCAUUGGAUAUGGAUAGUCUUGAUGGAGUUAACCAUGAGAACGAAACUAGUUUUAAUGCAUGAAUAAAAACACUUCAUUGGAUUGUCUUGAUGGAGUUAACCAUGAGAACGAAACUAGAUUUGAUGCAUGAAUAGAAACACUUCAUUGGAUAGCCUUCGUGGAGUUAGUAAUCAGAAGGGAACUAAAUUUGUUGAGGGGGAAUACCUCCAUACCUCUGGUUAAUAAUAUUAAUGGUUACUUAUAGAUGGGUUUAAUGAAUAGUGGGGACAUACGCAUAGGCUUGACUAUUAUUUAGAUAUUAUGAUAUUUAGUAAAAAUUGGGGUAAAGUUAUAAAAAAUU
Molecule: messenger RNA, 1743 nt
Organism: Dendronephthya gigantea
Lineage: Eukaryota; Metazoa; Cnidaria; Anthozoa; Malacalcyonacea; Nephtheidae
Product: stimulator of interferon genes protein-like
Exons: 2
Coding region: 182-1465 (427 amino acids)
Biological process (GO): autophagosome assembly; positive regulation of macroautophagy; reticulophagy
Cellular component (GO): endoplasmic reticulum membrane; autophagosome
Molecular function (GO): 2',3'-cyclic GMP-AMP binding; cyclic-di-GMP binding
Source: RefSeq, a predicted model, not a curated record